CGUGUUCCGAGAUGUCGAAAGGCCUUGCGCACUGUGUAUUGCAUCGUAUCCGUGGCUGCUCGUGGCUUCUGGCAAGACGUGCCGCUCCAGAGUCCCAAGUGCCGCCAGCUUCGCUGGAGCCCCCGUCGCCGAAACGGCAUGGCCCGAGCUCGGCGGCAGCCCCAUCACUGGCCAGUUUGGCUCUCGGGGCCCUGGGCGGCCCGAUGCACGCGUGCAUGCGGGCCUUAUGGCAAAAAUGAAGUGGAAGGCGCCCGCGGUUGUCAGAGGCCGGCCCCGCAGGGAUGCGGCGCUGGGUCGUGCUGGCGGCAGUGCUGGCCACGCUGGCCUCUGGGCGCCAUGCGGCCUCAGAGCGCUCCAGGUCCGCGCUCCGAAGGACGGGGGGACACCGCGGAGGCCGUGGGCGCCUCCGAGCUGCUGGGCCUGCAGGCCGUGCCCCCCGCCGAGUUCCACACGCGCUGCAUGACGUUCCUCAACGCCGUCGUCGCCGAGGCGGGCGGCGAGCCCGGGCGCGUGCAGGAGGUCAUGGAGCGCAGGCCGCGCAGGCCGCGCAGGGGUGUCGCAGCUCGUGGCGUUCUGGCCUGUCCUCGCGGCGAAGGUCGCUCUUGCCUCGGGAAUCCGCCUGUAGAGGGACACGCCCGACCUCAGCUUGUGCAAAGCCGAAGGUGCGGCGGCGACGCGCAGGCCAUGCUGCACAGGCGGGUGCCCUCUGCGCUGGCGGUGCGCUGCCGUGGUCUGGGCGCCCGCCUGGUGGACCACAUGCAGAGAACGGAGGUCAGGAGAGAGACGGCGAUUCGCGGCGCCUGGUGUCCUCGCCUUGGGACCCGCCUCGCGUCCACCACUUCUACCAGGCGGCGGCGGCGUGGUGCUACGACGUGUUCGGCGCGCACCAGAACCACAGCUGGGACCGCCUCGUGGUGACCCCGCCGAGCCGCGGACCGCCCGAGGACCUCUCGGCGGUGGGCCCCUCCCGGCGCUCCAGUGGCGCGGCGGGCACUGGCGCGCAGAGCGCGUGGCCUUUCCUGGUGGCACUUCACGUGGCGGCCCUCCUCGCCUGGCGCAGGUGAGCGAGCCCACCAAUCCAGGGCGAGGGCUUCGGGCAGGACCGCCCCCCCGCGCUCCGCCCGCGGCCGAGGCGCCGGGCUGCAGCGGGCAGGGAGAGGCGGAGCCGCACGCCGGCGGCCUUCCCCCUGCCUCGGGGAGGCGUCGGGAGGUGCGAGGCUCUGGCGGCCGCCCUGAGCGGUAUCGGUACCUUUUGGAUUCCCCAUGUUCUGCGCCGUCGCGGCACGAUCUGCGAAGCAGCGUGAUUGUGGCUCUUCUCGGUCGUGGGACGCGACGAGAACCCUCCACUGAGAGCCCGCAGCAGCGGUGGCACUGCGAAUGGGAACGCUCGAUGGAAGAGCCUUGGUGAAAUUGCUGGCGUGCUGUCAUCGCGCAGACCGAAAAUCAUCGCAUCAAACGUACACGUCCAAGGCAGUCAGUAUUUCGGAAAGUCUCGAAGGCCUCGCCGUGCGCGCCUUCGAUUUCAGGCACGCCAUCUGUUGCUUGCCAGCUCCGUGGGUGCUGAAAGAGCUGGUUCACGGCUGUGGAUGCAGUACCCCCCGAAGGAGAUUGGUCGAAUGUUCUGCCACAUGGGAAUGUGCCCUGGCCUACCGAUAGCCUCGAG
This is a messenger RNA of Prorocentrum cordatum, 1663 nucleotides long. The record is from the annotation of a GenBank genome assembly. Lineage: Eukaryota; Dinophyceae; Prorocentrales; Prorocentraceae.